This is a messenger RNA of Notolabrus celidotus (New Zealand spotty), 4465 nucleotides long. RefSeq names its product EF-hand domain family, member D2 (gene efhd2). The transcript is spliced from 3 exons. NCBI's taxonomy places the organism in Eukaryota, Metazoa, Chordata, Actinopteri, Labriformes, Labridae. The coding region runs from base 307 to 1098 and encodes 263 amino acids. The record is from RefSeq and is a predicted model, not a curated record. Gene Ontology annotation, molecular function: calcium ion binding.
AGGGCUACACAAUGAUACGCAGCUAAUGAGCCAAUGUACAACAUCCUGGAGUGGAGGUAUUUGUCUGAACUUGGAGCUCGAGCCCUGGAAAUCAAAACAAAGCGUCAGAGGAGCUCAGAGAUCCGUGAUUUGUUCUCCUCGAGUCCUGACACAGAUAACAGGGAACGGAUCAAAUAUUAAGGAGGGCAGGAGGUUACCGGAACAGAGGGCUGUCUUUAAGUCUGGAAGCAGACGCCUUCUGUCUUACUGUAAGGUUUGUUCUCUGAAGAAUAACGCCCUCCUUUGAUUAUCAGACACAGUGUGAAAAUGGCCUCAGACGAGCUCUCGUCCAAGCUCAGCCGUCGGCUCCAGAUCGAGGAGGGAGCCGAGGAACCGGUGGCCGUGGACCUCUCGGGACAGGAGAACGGGUCGGAGGAGAAGCCGACCACGGCCAACGCGGACACGGAGCUGGGGAAGAAGCUGCUGCGGCGCGAGGAGCUGAAUGAGGGGCAGGGGGAACACGUGCAACCCAGCAUGAAGGUUUUCAACGCUUACACCGAGUUCAAGGAGUUCUCCAGACACCAGAUAAAAGACAUGGAGAAGAUGUUCAAACUGUAUGACGCUGGCAAAGACAACUUCAUCGACCUGAUGGAGCUGAAGCUGAUGAUGGAGAAGCUGGGCGCUCCUCAGACUCACCUGGGCCUGAAGAACAUGAUCAAGGAGGUGGACGAGGACCUGGACAACAAGCUCAGCUUCAGAGAGGUCAGACACAGCAGAUUAGAACCGGUCCCAGAAUGUGACAAAUCUCCUCAGUCUGACCGAACGUGUCUGUGUUCUUCCUGUCCUCCUCAGUUCCUGCUGAUCUUCCGGAAAUCAGCAGCAGGAGAGCUGGCAGAGGACAGCGGGCUCUGUGCCCUCGCUCGUCUCUCUGAGAUCGAUGUCUCUGAAGAGGGCGUCAAGGGAGCCAAGACCUUCUUUGAAGCCAAAGUCAACGCUAUCAGUGAGUCCAACCGGUUUGAAGCAGAGAUCCGUCAGGAGCAGGAGGUCAAGAAGAAGCAGGCAGAGGAUCAGAAACAAAGACGUGCUGCUUUCAAAAAUCUGCAGUCGAACUUCAAGUGACCACACCUCCACCUCCUCCUCUCUCUCUCUCCUCUCAGGACCGGUCUCUCUCUGUGCUGCACUAACGCUGUCAGUGUGUCUGUGUGUGUGUGUGUGAAUGCUUCAUGUUCCUCAGACUGUCGUUGUCCGUAAUCAAACGCAGGCUUGGCUAAAAUACAAAGGAUGGAUUAAGCAUGAUUUGUGCUCUAACAGGUUAAAGGGAUUAUUGAUUAUCUGUGAUGUUUUUAUUUAGCUUUGCGGCUCAGUCACAGUCCGUACAGGCUCUACUCGCAGACUGUAGAUAAGAAGUGGACGUAGCUGCCGUGCUGUCAGUCAUUUGUUUGUUGUCUGCUGUUUCAAUCCUUACAUUUUAACACAGUUUAUAUACAUUCCUACAUCUCUGCGCUCGAAAUUAUACCCUGCUUUAUCGUCUAUUUGACUCCAAAGGGACCAUCAUUUAAUAAAUUAAUAUCAUGCUUUACUGAAGAACACUUGAAACUACAGAUUGAGAGCACAAACUAAUGAGGGAACAAAUCAAUCAAGUGAGAAAUAUGCUAACUUUAUGCAAGUAGUGCUGCCCCCUGCAGGAUAUUAGACAGAAUGCACCUUUAAUGCACCUCCUCAUUUGCAUCGAACCCUGCGGCUGUGUCCUCUUCUUGCAUACAGUCUGAGAUAGAGAGCUAAAUGAAUGCAUCAUUAUUACCACAGUGUGUCAAACACCAAAGAGCCAACCUUUUGCAGUCAUAAACCCUGUGGGUGCAAACACAGACCACUUCUGCUAAAUAAUAAUGCUUGAAUUCGUCAGUGUGACUCUGCAGAGUACUUCAAUCCUGCCUGAUAAUAUAAAUAAUUGCUGUGCAAUUUUUUGGCAUCGAAUAAACCGUCAAAAUUGUAAUUUUGUUCCUCCAUUCGGCCUUCCUGGAUCGUGUUUAAUCGUCUCUCUCUCUUACCUCCGAACAUGCUCUUCUUUAAUGCUUUCAGCCUUGACACUGAGUGCCUGCCUGUAACAGCAGAAAAAAACAGGCCCUGCACCCAGUUCAUACCCUGCAGUGAUGCCCCCUUGCAUCGUCUCGAGUUAGAAAGACUUUAAAGAAGAUGUUAUAUUUUAAUGCUCAAAACCAAUCACUCUCUUUUAUCAGCGAAAAAAUGCGACAACCUGAAGUCUUAUUAAAAAAACUCUAACUGUGCAGAAAAUCGGUAUGCAACAGAACUUUUUGACCCGUUUCCUUUCCUCCGCCCAGUUUGUCUCCUUGCAUUUUCAUUCAGUUCCUUUCCCUCGUGGUGAAUUACUUCUCAAUGAUUUCGGCCUCACAUGAAAGCAGGGUACGUGUUUGCAAAGACUUCUGACGUGUGCACUUGUGUCACUGUUUUGUCUCUACUGUUUUUUACUCACCUUUUCUGUAACUCUGAUUAAUUCCACAGUGACACUUUGCAGACACAUCUGUCACUCUCUUAGUGUUAAAUGUUGAACGUUGAACAAAAAGCCGAGCUCUUAAUUUUUUACUGUCAGCUCUGUAUUUUUGUAUAAUAGGGUCGGGUGGGUAUAAGUAGAUUUUGAUAGUUGUGGUGUGGGAAUGUUGUGUACAAUGUUUUGCAUGAGUCAUGUUAGGUACUUUAUAAUAUAUUGUUCUUUUUUCUUUUUUUUAAGUUUCCUCUCUUAUUCUUAACUCAGUGACAUUUCAUUCCUCUACUUCAGAUUGAAACUUUUAAAUCAGCAAUGUGGAAGCAAAAGUUUCAAUACAAGACAUUCUUCCUGGUUCACGUGUGGUCAUCUUUUUAUCAGGACAGAAAGCACACUCAGGGUUCUCUUCUGAUGUAGAGUUCAGGUCAGCUCUGUAAGGGUUAAACAUUGAAAGAAAUGUCCCCUCCUCUGAUUGAACCUGCAGGAUAUCAUGUCAGCCACGACCACACCACGACCAUAUAAGGUGUUUAAAACCACACAGUGUUUUGCAUCAUGACUAAUCAGAAGUUUAACCUUCAUCGUGCUGACAGAUUGUGUCAGUAUGAAAAGGAAGGGGAAGUGUUAGUUCCUGCAGAGAUGUGAGUGGUUCUUCCUCUUCAGUGUGACUACGUUCACGUUGAUACCAAUCAGCUCACUUCCUGUGUUCCUUUCUUCGUUGUGAAAUCCAGCUUUUAGUGCAUUUUGUUCUGUCUUUAACCAAGUUAAGUAUUUUUCACUGAGAGGUUUGCACAGUUUGCACUUCCUCUUAUGCCCCAAUCAAAAGGAAGAUUUAGCCUUUAAAUAAAUGUUCCCUGGUAUUUAACAUCACCUACCUUUCCUUUAACUUCAAGUGUUAAUCCUGGGCCCUGUUGUUCAAAAGUAUCACAUCCAAUCAAAUUUUAAACAUCAAGUAAUCUAAUCUUGGUGUCUGUCCUCAUCAAACCUCCAAUUUAUGCUCCAAACUUUUGAGUGGGAUUGGGAUAACUUUGAUUCAACAAAUCAGGAUUUCCUGACCUCGGAGGUGCUUGAUCAUUUAUUUUGUUCUUUAAUUGCUUAAUCACUGCUGUGACACAAGACGCAAUAAAGACCUUUGAUGAAGAUUUUAACCCCAUAGUGUUUCACCAAAAUGCUGUUAAUAUCAAACAUCAAAUAUUUAAAGCAACAGUUAAGAUUUUUCUGUUUGUGUGAAGUUUGGCGCCCCCUGUGGACAAAGUAUGUCAUCUCAUUUAGAGCUCUGCUGAUCAGGAUUUGAUGAUACCUAAAAGGUCAAUCCAAUCCAGUUUUUCUUUAACAGCUGGGAUGAAUACAAACUGGAUUACCUAAUCACAAAUAAUCAGACUCCCAAAUCCAGAUCAAACUUUUUGAACUGCUGAGCCCAGGGGAACUUUUGGUGCACUGUGCUAAUUUGUGUAUGCUAACAUUGUGAAAUGCUAAUUUUACAGACACAAAACUUGUAUUUAUUAAAAAGAUCAAACAAACAAAAUAAUCCAUCCUUAAUAUAAGAAAUAAUCUACAAAACACAACUUUGAAUCAACUGUAGUGUGACCCAAACAAGUUUUGAGUAAAUCGUGAUGUCUCCUCUGAAUUCCACGAGUAACUGAAACCAAAUUGUUGACUCCUUUUAGUUGUUUUGGUAAAGUUACUGUGAGGCCUUUUUCAAAAGCGACCAAACCAGCCUCACCUCUUUCCCUGUUUAUUCCUAAUCUGAAGUCUAAUCUCGACGUCUUCCUUUUCACACGGUUCAGUAUCACAAUCAUCAACCUCUCAGUGUUUUUGUCCUCCUGUUUCCUGAUUCUUCCAUGCAGGUAGAGGACUGCUCCUCUCUUUUCACUAAGACUGGUGUUGUGUUGUGAUCUUAUUGUUGUAUAUUUCACAAAAUGCAGUUGUACAAAUAUUUGCAGUUGAAUGAUUUCAACCGAUUAAAGUAAAGCAGUAAUUUUUACACCA